AUGGCCAAGAUCAUGUUCGUCCUUCUGCUCCUCUGUCCCCUCCUCGCCCAAUCCCAUGCCACCACCACUUUCAAAGAGAUUUCAUCACAGCUGCAAAACCAGAGAUUCGUCGAGUUGGACGAGGCCCUGCAGAGGGCCCUGCCGCUUCGUCAGCCACCUCCCCCGAGGUCGGUUGUCCUGGACGCUGCCGAAGCAGAUGCAGUGAAGGAGAGCCUCCUGAUCUUGGUGCGGGCUCUCACGGAGGGGCUCAACGGUCGCCGCGGCCUCCUGAGCUUCCACAACCACGGCGAGGAGGAACCCGCGGCGGCGGCGUCACCGAAGGAAACCGUGGCUUGA
This is a messenger RNA of Triticum turgidum subsp. durum (durum wheat), 336 nucleotides long. NCBI's taxonomy places the organism in Eukaryota, Viridiplantae, Streptophyta, Magnoliopsida, Poales, Poaceae. The record is from the annotation of a GenBank genome assembly.